Molecule: messenger RNA, 964 nt
Organism: Colletotrichum navitas
Lineage: Eukaryota; Fungi; Ascomycota; Sordariomycetes; Glomerellales; Glomerellaceae
Exons: 1
Coding region: 120-674 (184 amino acids)
Source: RefSeq, a predicted model, not a curated record
AGAAGGAUGUGUGUGUACAUGUCUGCAGCGGAGAGCACUCCGGCGAGGAGAAGCCUGCCUGCCUGCCGGUGAGCCGCUCGGUUGGCUGGCCCCUUGUGCUCAUAUCAAACGAGCCAAGGAUGUGUUUAAACGAGACGCCCGGUUGCCGGGGCAGUCUUGUAUCGCCAGGCCUUGAAGAAUGGGGAACAUGUUGGCGAAUGGGCAACGUGCCGAGGCACCGUUUCAACCGCCGGCCUCGAGUUUUUUUGUUCGGCACUUUCAUCCUAUCAGGCCGCUGUCUGAGCGGCGGCAUGCUCUUGCAAUUUGGCACAAGCGCGACGGUCGGCGAGCAUGGCGAAGAGGGGUGGGUGGUGAGGCAGCCGGUUCAACUGUACGUUGGCACGACGAGUGCGUCCGUCCGUGAGUUGGGCGGCCUGGUGGGACAAAACGGUCGGAGAAUAUACGAUACUUGCAAACUUUGCAGACUCUCUCGUUGUAUAUGCGUACCUUGUCCUCCCGUCUGCGGUUCCGAUUGCUAUGCUGUAACAGGUGGGAGACACGUAUCUCGUAGAGAGGUGCCGAGACUGACACGAAGAUCCCUGUGUGCAGUACAGGCAUGGAAACCCAACAGGCUCCGCCGACCCCUGCCACCCUUGAGCGGAUCAGUGGAUACUGCGUCCACACACGGGCGUUAGGAUGGAUGGGGUGGAUGAUAGAUAGUAGUGGUUGUGAUGGCGACCUCGAGUUGAUGCCGUACCUAGUAGGGGGCCCCAACUUUGGAAGAUUGAUUAAGUCGAGCUCGCCAAUCUCUCGACCAGGAAAAAGUAAAUAAGAUUUGUCUAUCUUUGGCUCAACCUAGGUAGUUGCAGCCCAAGACCAGCCGGUUCGUUUACCCACCGCAAGAAUCCUGCUCGAUAUGGCGCGCGGUUGGUAUGCAUGCACGCACGCCAUGUACGUCUUAGCCGCAUGGCAGUCGGGAGCGAGA